Closterium sp. Yama58-4 is the source of this 412-nucleotide messenger RNA. The record is from the annotation of a GenBank genome assembly. NCBI's taxonomy places the organism in Eukaryota, Viridiplantae, Streptophyta, Zygnematophyceae, Desmidiales, Closteriaceae.
UGAUCGCCGGGAGGGCCACUCUGUGAGCGCUACUGUGACUUGUGACCUCUCGCACUCGAUCUCUAUCAAUGCUGCCACAUCCCACCGGCUUGCCUCUGCAGCAUGGCUGUACACGCGAGUCACAGCGCACAGCAAGCAGCCCGACCGAACAAGGGUGCUGCUGCAGUGCGUGCUUCGACCAUCUCCCCACCACACCUUCUCGCCCCUCCUCGCCCUCUCACCUUCUCGCCCAGCUCAAGCUGUGGUCACAUUGAAGACCCAGAGCCUGCCUGCUGCAGGCACCACUCCCCAUUCGCUACAGCUGCGUCUCUUUCUGUCACAACACGGGGCCAUGGCUGCCAGGCUCGAUGCAGCCAUGGGUGAUGGAUUUACAGAUGGGGAUGCAAUAGAAGGGGCGAUGAUGGACUGUUAG